UCAAGAUUUGCUUGAUGAUUCUUUAACAAUCGAUAUUGAAAACACUAAUAUUGACUUUUACUUUGAGGAAGAAUUUAAUGAAAAGCCUUUGCCAGUUUGUACAGAAGCAGAGGAUAUAGAUAUGAAAGAUGAACUAACAAUAGAAAAUCUUUUUAAUAUUUAA
This is a messenger RNA of Racocetra fulgida, 163 nucleotides long. The record is from the annotation of a GenBank genome assembly. Lineage: Eukaryota; Fungi; Glomeromycota; Glomeromycetes; Diversisporales; Gigasporaceae.